Molecule: messenger RNA, 1518 nt
Organism: Dioszegia hungarica
Lineage: Eukaryota; Fungi; Basidiomycota; Tremellomycetes; Tremellales; Bulleribasidiaceae
Product: Ima1 N-terminal domain-containing protein
Exons: 10
Coding region: 1-1518 (505 amino acids)
Biological process (GO): nuclear inner membrane organization
Cellular component (GO): nuclear inner membrane; mitotic spindle pole body; microtubule organizing center attachment site
Source: RefSeq, a predicted model, not a curated record
AUGCCGCUCCUUCGCUCCGCGACAAGACCUCAGGCGGUCGAGUGCUUCUUCUGCCUCUCGCCCUCGGUCCUUCCAGCACAGCUGCCCCAGCCGUCGAGUCUAAGCGACAGGAAGGGGAAGGGAAAGGCGAGGGCGGAGGUGGGGACAAAGUGGAAUUGGCAUUGCGGCCGGUGUGGAUGUUGGAAUGUCCGUGAUGAGAGAGGAGAGAUGCUAUCUGAUCAUCCUGCGAUGCACGAUCCGGCUUUCAAUACUCGCUCGUUCUCGCUCCGAGCUACACCCUCCACGUCACAUUUGCCGUCCACGUCCUCAAGCUCAGCUCGAACGUUCUGCCAUAGCUGCCUCACAAAUCAGACUCUGAUCAUGAACAUGCUGGCAGGGUAUCUUCCGGACGAUAACGAUCCAAGCUAUCCUGAACUUCACGCCUCGCUACCAUCAUACCUCGCCUCGCUGCAUAGCCGUUACCCACCUGUGUGCCCCAUAUGCCAACCAGCGGUGGAUGAUGCCUUGCGGAAAGCCGAUCAGAAGGCACAGGUCGAGGCGUGGGGGUCUGCGCUUCGGAGAGGGCGCGACACUGGUAGCAGAGCGGGAGGGAAGGGGUCUGCUCCGGGGAAGUUCGAGGUUCUGGUCUGGAGAAUACGAGGCGUUGGGUUCUGGGCUCAAGCUACGGCUUACGGUCUUAGCGGCGCUUGCCCCAUCUCGACUUACGGAUCUCUUCGAUUCUACGCCUGGCCUGAGACUUGGCCUGCUCGCGCUUCACUUGUCUUCGAUACUAUGCGAGAGCAUAUGCGCGGCCGCGCCAAGGGGAGGGAAACGUGGAUUCGUAAUAUGCUUCUCGUCUUCGUAAUGAGAAUCGUGGGAGCGAUCCUGGUGUCCUAUCCCCGUCUGAGACCGCCGGCGCCUCUUUCCCGAAUAACGGGAACACUGCUAGUCCUGGAGGCGAUCGCACUUGUACAUGCCUUCGCGGCCAUUCGCAGCCCAUAUCCUAUCGCGCUUCGCUUAGUCCGUCCUACCCAGCUCAGUGUCCCUUCGAGCCCGACCUAUCAACAACCCAGCGGUCCUGGAGUUUACAACCCAUACCUCCAUUCAUCGCCCCCUGAUCAUUCUUCUCGCCUACAGCGUGACCUCGCCCCCAAACAUCAUCCCGUCUUCGGCAAAACGUCACUCUCUCCUCGACCCUCUCUAUCCCGCUUAAGAGACGACGAGAUGGACUGGGAAGGUCCGGCUCCCUCAGCAUUGUAUAACGGUGGAUACACCUCCGGCGGUCCUGUCUAUUCUGAGCAACAGGCGGAAGAGAUGACGGAAGGGUAUGAGAGGGGGCAGGGAUGGGACAACUUUGCGGUGGGAAAGCAAAGGUUCUUUGGGCGGAGAGAGGGGGAAGAUGAGACGGGUCUGGAAGGGCUUCUCGCGGGUUGGGGGUUGGCGGAGCAGAUAGAGUAUGUGGCUGGCUCCCCUGACCCCUCCUUUCACCAGUUCCCUUUUAUGCCUCACGUCGACGACACCCUCGUCCUACCUACAUAA